Molecule: messenger RNA, 846 nt
Organism: Wickerhamiella sorbophila
Lineage: Eukaryota; Fungi; Ascomycota; Dipodascomycetes; Dipodascales; Trichomonascaceae
Product: Ribosome biogenesis protein BRX1
Exons: 1
Coding region: 1-846 (281 amino acids)
Biological process (GO): ribosomal large subunit assembly; rRNA processing
Cellular component (GO): nucleolus
Molecular function (GO): rRNA binding
Source: RefSeq, a predicted model, not a curated record
AUGUCUGCCAUUUACAAGACUUUAACCAAGGACUCGGAGCAGAGCAAAAGCAAGUCCGAGUUCAAGAAUCGGCAGCGCGUUCUGCUGAUCACGUCUCGGGGUGUGACGUUCCGGCACCGCCACCUUGUUUCUGAUCUAUCGCAACUUCUGCCUCAUGUGCGCAAGGAGCCCAAGUUCGACACAAAGUCGCAGCUGUAUCACCUUAAUGAGAUUGCAGAAAUGUAUAACUGCAACAAUGUGCUGUAUUUCGAGGCACGCAAGCACCAGGAUCUGUACAUGUGGAUGUCGAAGGCACCCAAUGGGCCCACGCUCAAGUUUCAUCUGCAGAAUAUUCACACUAUGGACGAGCUCAAUUUCACUGGAAACUGUCUGAAGGGAUCGCGACCAAUCCUCUCGUUCGACAACGGCUUUGACGAGACGCCUCACAACCAGCUGGUCAAGGAAAUGCUCGUGCACACAUUUGGUGUCCCGCCCAAGGCCCGGCGGUCCAAGCCGUUCGUGGACCAUGUCAUGUCCUUCAGCAUUGUCGACAACAAAGUGUGGGUGCGCAACUUCCAGAUCGCCGAGGAGGCGACAACCAACCAGGACCAGACGGACCUCUCGCUGGUGGAGAUUGGCCCCCGUUUCGUCAUGACGCUGAUCACUAUUCUCGAGGGCUCGUUCGGAGGCCCGGUUAUUUACGAAAACAAAGAGUACGUGUCGCCCAACUUUGUGCGGGCCCAGGAGAAGGCACAGGCCGCAGAGCAGGCGCGGGCGCGGGCAGAAGCGGCCGCCGCACGCCAGAUGCGUAAACGUGACCAGGUGCUCGAGGUCGAUCCGCUCAGCCAGGCAGCUUUAUUCAAGUAG